Mercenaria mercenaria is the source of this 1458-nucleotide messenger RNA. RefSeq lists its product as uncharacterized. The record is from RefSeq and is a predicted model, not a curated record. Lineage: Eukaryota; Metazoa; Mollusca; Bivalvia; Venerida; Veneridae. The coding region runs from base 412 to 1356 and encodes 314 amino acids. The transcript has 6 exons.
UAAUAGUCAAUAGGGGUGUGCUGGCACGUAAACCGCCCAAGACAGAAGUUUAUAAUUAUUAAAUUGCCAUGUUUUAGCAAAAUAGGAAAAUAAGAAAAAAAUACUAGAGGGGAUUAAAGGAAACCAUAUUAUGCAAAGGUAAACAACUACUGACAGAAGUGUUUUAGAAAGCUAGGUUUAAGAAAUGUCCGGAAGAUGAAAACAAUAACUGGAGGGAAUUUUUAAGAAGCCAUAUUAUAGAAAGAUCGCCUCAGUGACUGAAACAAUUUAUCCUUAUUGUGCCUCCUUGAGUGGCGAGGGAACACAGAUGUGGUAUUGUCGAUGCGUCAGUGCUUCCAAAACAAAUUGUAACGCGCCUAGCUCAAAAAAGUUAUUGCUUGAUGGGAGAACUAUAAGGGACUUGGAUUUCGGAUGCAUAUGGACGUGAAAAUCAAACAAGACAUGGACAGACAGAUGGCUUUGCGUGAAAACGAGUUAUACUGGCGCAUUUAUCUCCUACUCAAUGAAGGAGUGCCCGUAGUUUCAAAGCUCGUUAUAUCCCGAGAAUUGGGCAGACAUGGAAGUGACUUAGAUUUUCUUUUGCUUCAAAGUAAAGACCAACUGAAAAAGACUCAUCGUCUGAAUGAAUCAGAAAUUGAAGUUUUGUAUCCUGCCGAUGGAAACACAAACAUAGACAAGUGGAACUCGAAUAUGUUCACAAGUGUAAUUCUUACCAUAUUUCGUACCUCCCUUCUACAAAAUGAAAGGAAGCAAAUACGAGAUAUUCACAAUAUUCUAAAAGAGCUGUGUAUCAAUCCAGACGAGUACGCGUUAGAUGACGAGACAUUUGACGACCAUAAAACAACACUUAAAGAUGCACUGUCAUCUCUUGCCUUUGACAAAAAGGUAAAAUCCGAAAUUGAUGACUUGAUCAAUAUUUAUACCAACCAGCCAUUGAAUGCUGCAGAUUUGCUGCGACAUAUUGAAGACAUCAACUUGUCUGAAGAGACACGACAGCAAUUGGAAAUCUUUCUUCAUUCACCCCCCGCUAUCAUGGGAGACAGUGGUGAUAAUACGAGCGAUGAUGUUUAUGAGGAAGAGUCCAUUGGUAAUGUUACCUCCACAAACAUCCUUGACAAAGGUACACAAGAAACGCCUGAAAAUAUUCAUAGCAAUGAUUAUGACGGUGACAGACAACUUUCUGAUGCGAUAGAUAGGGAAAAUGAAGUGCAUGCUGACGAUGACAGAUACACAGUUGAUACAAUAUACAGUCGCGAUACUAGUGAAUUUCAUGAAGAAGGUAAGUCUGUCUUUCUUUUUGAUACAUCUAUAUACAUGAAACAGGAGAUUAGUUUUUAUCGGUUAGUUAAACAUUAACAAGACAAUGGCUACAGGAUAUACAAGUAAUGAUAUCAAGUUAUUACGGAGUCCUGUUGGGGCCUUUUAUAAUGUCGCUGUCGCGUUUGUGGGGUCGACACA